GCAUAAUGUAAACUGUUGAGAUGAUCCAUGGUAACAGACUCAGUGCAGCAACCGCUCGCACAGACACCCGCACAGAACCCGACAGAAAUGCCUCGAACCUGGAUCGCACCUGCACCGGCUCUUACAUCCUACAGACGAGCGGCGUUUGGACUCGUUUCAGACGCGCCGUCGGCCUUUUAAACGCGACGCACCUGCCAGGAAUCCAAAACAUUUAAUGUAUUCCUCCUAUACAUCUAACGUUACUGUCAAUUCACAAGAAGCGAGGAAACCAACGCAAUGUGUGGUUAAACUCUCUCAUCCAACAGACUACAAUAGAAGCAGAUGAUUUUAAUCCGGAUGAAAUAAUGACUCUUGUGGAUUAACGCCUUCACUGUCACUCUAUUAUUUUGCUCUAUCUGGACCGAAGGAUCAUCUGCCUUUACCAUUUGCCAUUACAGUCUUUAUAUUACAGCCAUAGUAAUAUAAUAUCGUGAAGAUGGCGACUGGAGCGGGCUGGCAGCAUUACUACAACCCCGCUGGCAGCGCUUCGACGGGGAAAUAUAACAGCACCUCCACUUCAACAUCCACCAGCACGUCCUUCCCGUCCGGUUUAACCCUCGAAUACACGCAGGAUCUCCACCUGAAGAUGAGCAAGAAGAUCGCACAGCUGACCAAGGUGAUCUACGCCCUCAACACCAAGAACGACGAGCACGAAGCGGCCAUCCAGACCCUGAAGGAGGCCCACGAGGAAGAGGUGCAGCAGAUCCUCUCGGAAACCCGGGAGAAGAUCAUGCAGUACAAGAGCAAGAUCAGCGACGAGAUGGACUUGAAGCGACGCAUUCAGUCCCUGGAGGAGUCCAUGGAGCUCCACGAGCGGAUGAAGCGCCAGGCCCUGACGGAGUUCGAGACGUACCGUCAGCGGGUGGAGGACAUGCAGCUGUGCACAGAGGCGCAGCACACGCAGCGUGUGGUCACCAUGUCCCGCGAGGUGGAGGACAUGCGCCGCUCUUUCGAGGAGAAGCUCCGCUCCUUCGGACAGUUACAGGCCCAGUUUGAGCAGGAGAAACGACAGGCUCUCGAGGAGCUACGUUCCUCACAUCGGCAUGAGGUCCAAGACCUGCUUCGUUCACACCAAAGCCAGAACGCCAACUACAGCAAAGACCAGGAGAAACUGGGGCAGCUUCAUAAAGCGGAGGUGGAUUCACUGACCGAAAGGGUUGAGGAACUGAAACAGGACAAGAAGCGUCUGGUGGAGGAGUACGAGGCCAAGCUAAAUAAAGCCCAGGCCUUCUACGAACGCGAACUAGAGGCCAUGAAGCGCACGCAGCAGAUGACCGCAGAGAACCUGCUGGCCUGGAAGAAGACCGAGGCGGAGCUGAGGAAGGAGUUCCAGGCGCAGGAAGCAGCGCUCCAGAAGACUAUGGGGAAGCUGCGCAGUGAACUGAAGAGAGUGCAGGAGGAGGCCAGGGAGAGCAGGGAGAAAUCCCACAAACUGCAGACCUCCCUCAUUUCUGCCGAGAACAACAUCAAGGAUCUGCAUAAACAGUUGGAGGAGGUGACCAAGGACACGGAGAUUGUGGAAAUCAGGCAGAGGGAGGCGGAGUGUGAGCUGGAGGCGUCCAGAGACCGAGUGCAACAGCAGGCCACCGAGAUCCUGCUCAAAGCCAGUCAGAUCGGAAGCUUGCAGGCCACUCAGAUGACUCACGAGGCGGUCAUUCGGGAUCUGGAAUCGGAAAAGUCUCGUCUGAAGGACAAGGUGUUACGUCUGGAGGAGGAAAGAGGGGCAUUGCAGAACAAAUGUCAGACGCUGGACGAGAGGCAGAGACAGCAGGUCGUCUCCCUGGAGAAGUCACUUCGAGAGGAAAAGCAGAUCUAUGAGAAGGAGCUCAUAAACUUGCGUGUCAGAUAUGAAGAGGAUACCGCUCACUUUAAGGAGACCCACAGUCGGGCAGUGGAGGAGCUCUCCAGGAAGCACCGGGCCACUCUGGAGAACACACAGAGCAUCGCCGAGAAAGAGAAGAACCGCCUCCUGUCUGAGAUGGAGGAUCAGUUCGAGAAGGAACGUAACUCUCUAGAGGAACAGAAGAACCUUUUGCGAGAGGAACUGGACAAUAUACGAGAGGAGCUCAGUGCCAAACUCAACAUGGCCAACAGUGAGGUGAGUCGACUCCAGGAGCUGGUGAAGCAGGGAGAGACGGGACUCGGUUCUGCUGAGGGACACAUCUCCAAUCUGAAGGACGCCCAGAAGAAUCUUCUAGAAGAGCUGGAUGCCACGCGAGCCAGACUCCGAGAGACCAGCAACCUCCUAACGGCCCUUCAGGGAGAGAUGGAGACUCAGAAACAACAGCAUGAUGCCAAACUCAUCUCCACCAAAGAGGAAGAGAAGCUCAAAAUGGAUAAGAUGGCCCUGGAGCUGGAGCUGAAGUGGACCGAGACACUCAGGCAAGAGUGUAAGAAACUCCGUGAGGAACUGCGUGAAGAGCAUGAGGAGAAUAAAAGGUCAGCACUCUCCCAGCUGGCACAGAAUAAAGAUCAAGAGAUGUGCUCCGCCAGAGAGAGCUGGCAGAGGAAGGUGGAGGACCUUCUAGAGCAGAUUUCCUUGCUGAAACAGAGCCUGGAGAUGCAGCUUUCCCAGUCCCAGCAUUCCCUGCAGCAGCUGCAGGCCCAGUUCAGUCAGGAGCGAGAGCACCUGGGCCAGCAGCUGCAGGAGAUGGAGCUGGAGCAUCAGCGCAGGGAGCAGCGGCUGAGGGAGGCUCACUGCUGUGCUGUACAGGACAUGCAGGAGACCCGUCAGCACGACCUCAAGGAGCUGGAGGAGCGUCUCCGGCAGCAGCAUCACAUGGAGCUUCAGACUCUGCGGGAGGCUCACAGGCAGAACAUUGAGACUCUAAAACAGCAGUCAGAGCAAGAACUGCAGACCCUUCGCUUCGAGCUGGAAGACGAGGGCAAGGCCAUGCUGGCAUCACUGCGUUCAGAGCUGAACCAUCUCCACGCAUCAGCCAUUGAACACAUGCGUCAGACCCAUCAACAGGAAACAGCUGUUGCCAAACAGGAACUGGAGAAAGCUUUGGAGCAGAGCAGAGUACAGGAACAUGAGCUGCUGAGUCGUAUCUCAGAUCUGCAGGAUGAGGUCAGUCGCAGGAAGAAGCACAUUGCGGAUCUGGACCACGAGAUCCACACCCUGAAUGAGAACAUCAGCACUUUGACCAAGGAGCUGGAACUCAAGGGCAAAGAGGUUUUGAAGAUCCGUAGCGAGGCCAAUCAGCAGAUCAGAGCUCAUGAGCAGGACCUGUGUAAGAAACAUGAGCGGGAGAUGGCCGAGCUGAACGCUCUCCACCACAGAGAAACACAGAACAUGCUGUCGGACUUCAACAAGGCCCAGGAACUGCUGAAGGACAAGAUCCAAGCCCUGCAGAUCCUGUUGGAGGGGACAGAAGACAAAUUCCGGAACAGAGAAAGCAGGCCUGAAGAUCUGCAGACAAUAGCCGAACUGAAGGACAUGGUGGCCGAGAGAGAAUCUUUGGUCAAGAAACUGGUGAGUGGAAAUGUGAUAUUUGAUGAAAGUCAAGAAAGAAAAAAAACAGUAUCAAUGUCAAAUGAUGACAAGAAGUUCUACCAGCUGGAGCUUGUAAACAGAGAGACCAACUUCAACAAAAUCUUCAACACAAACCCCAAUGUUGGUGUCAUCAACCCUCUUGUCAAGCAAAAGCGAAAGAACGACAAGUCAGCCACCCGAUUCAGCAGCUCGGCCAAUCUUAGGGCCAAUGUGGAGGCUACGGGGACAGGGAGCGGACAGCCCCAGCCCAACCGCCUCGAACCAAUCCCCAACUCCCCCAUUCACCAGCUGGAGCCUAACACGAGCAAACCCCUGCCCCCACCGACCCCUCUCACCGAACCCAAGAAAUUGACGAGCCCUCCUGAAGGAGAAGAAUCACCCGUAACCUCUCCAGACCCCCAGAGACAAGAGUGGUUCGCUCAGUACUUCUCCUUCUGACUUUUGCAAUUAAAGAGCAUGUCGACCAAACCAAACAAAAAAGACAAAAAAGUAAUACAUUAUUUAACGACACAUCCUUUCAUUUGUUCUUUUUUUCUUCCCACUGUGAAUGGAUUUCUUGUUUUUAACAGUGAUGAUAGGUAUGUUUGACAUUUCAUUCACCGCAGUUUCUAUAGAUUGGUGCAUACGCUGCUAAUUACUAUUUGUUAAAAGAGAGAAAAAAACAACAGUAUUGUCUCCUCUGUAUCUAAUUUUAGAAUGCCACCGUACUGACUUUGUUACAGCUGCAUUAUCAAUUUUGGUAGGAUUAAACUGUUUGUAUGGAUGUCUCAACACAGAUAUAAUGAUGUCUCACUAAUUUUAAAAUAAAUGCAUAUUUUAUAUUUAUAUUACUGGUGUAUGCGUAAGAAUAAAUAACUAUUGUGACAUUUAAUGAAGUGUGUCUGUUAUGUGAGUGAACUUUUACCAUUCAAGGAACCAAAAGCAAAGAACAUAUGAUUUAAAAUGCCUGUAUUUUCAUAUACAUCAACACAUAUUGCCCUGAAAGACUAAACAAUAAACACUUUUAUUGU
Molecule: messenger RNA, 4545 nt
Organism: Pimephales promelas (fathead minnow)
Lineage: Eukaryota; Metazoa; Chordata; Actinopteri; Cypriniformes; Leuciscidae
Gene: fam184ab
Product: family with sequence similarity 184 member Ab
Source: RefSeq, a predicted model, not a curated record